GUAAGCAAGCUUGUGCCAGUAAGGCUUUGCACUGGAACCUAGUUAGGUGAGGCCGUGAAAACUAUGCUAACAUUUCGCUGUAAGCGACGUUUAACUUCAUGCUCAUCGUUCACUCGCUGCGUUGUAUUAUCUCUCUGUGUUUUGUGCUCAUUCAGAACGCUCAAGUGCAUCCUCGAGAAGAUAAAAGCCGAAGACGAAGAAGAAAUUCUGGCCGAUGGUUUCUUCGAACUUCCAGGGUGCGUGCUUCCUAUGUACGACCUUAAACGCUCGAUCAUCGGCGAUGGCUCUGAGAUAACCGACGCCGAGUACGAAUCCAUGUGCCUCGCAAGAAAACCGACUGUCAUAAAGCAAGACGAGAACAGGCUAAUCCUUCAAGACAAUCGCCUUCGUGAAGGUUACAAUGUCUCGGCCAAGGACUUGCGCUGCUUUUAUCGAGAAGUGGUGCGUAACACGAGCUGCCUCGUUCCGGACACCAGCCCUGCCCUCAGCCCGCGCAGGCGCCUGGUUUUCGGGCGGCCAUUACACGAGGAAUACGUUCAAGUGACUUGUGAGGUGGGAAAGUCUGUGCUUUUUGUGGAAUAUUUUCUUGUCCCUCAAGGGCGAGAAAGAGCCGCGUCCUCCUCUUCAUUUGAAGCAAUCGCAGCUCAAAUGAACAUUCUCAUUUUGGGCAUCGAUUCCACCUCGAGCCUCAACUUCAGGCGCCGCAUGGCACAGACGAGACUCUUUCUAAUGGAAGAAAUGGGAGCUUUCGAGUUCCUCGCUUUCAACAAGGUCGGUGACAGCUCCUUUCCGAACCAGAUCUCCCUCCUCUCUGGAUUCGCGGCUAGCGAAGUGGAGGAAAUGUUGAAGCGAAGCUACUCCAACGAGGUACCGCUUCUGUGGAACGUGUACCAGGCGAUGGGUUACACGACGCUGUUCUUGGAAGAGAUGCCUCACUACGGCCUGUUCACUUAUCCCAACCAUACAGGGUUUAAAGUAGCGCCAACCGACUACUACCCAGUCUCUAUUCUACGCCUCAUGGAUGAAAAAGGUGGAAUCGACCGCUUCUGUAUGGGUUCCCGUCUUAAAACCAAAGUGCUUAUUAAGUAUCUUGGCGACGUUCUGAAGCUGAAUGACAACUCGAGAACCUUCUCCUAUGUCUGGCUGUCGGACGUGACCCACAAUCACAUCAAAGGAAUAGCGAUCCUAGAUGAGCCACUCUUCGAAUUCUUCAAGGGCCUUUCAAACAGAGGCGUUCUUGACAACACUGUCGUGCUCUUUCUGAGCGAUCACGGCGCUCGCUAUGGAUCUACACGCCGCAGCGAGCUCGGAAGGCACGAAGAUAAGACGCCAUUUUGCUUUCUAGCUCUCCCGAAGCGCUUCCUCCGGGAACACCCCGACGUGGCUGCGAGUCUGGAAACAAACCAACGUCGCCUUAUUACCGCCUAUGAUCUGCACGCGACGCUUCUGAGCCUGUCGACCUUGCCAUCGUUCUCAGUGAAUCCCACGCGUCAUGGUCUCAACCUAUUUGCUAACAUUCCCGCCAACAGGACCUGCGUCGACGCGUCUAUACCUCCGCAGUUCUGCGCAUGUCGUGGCACUCGCAGUCAAAUGCGCGAUCCCACCGUGGCGCUAGAAUUCGCCCAUUAUGCCGUCGCCUACAUGAAUGUCCUUGCCGAGAUCCACUUUCCAGGGCAGUGUCUCGUCUGGCGACUAGACCGUGUGCAGAAGGCCUUUGUAGUCGCGAACCGCAAUUCCAGUGACCAGCCCUUUGUGCACGCCACGCUUCAUGUACUCUUACGCACGAUACCGCUUGCACACUUCGAAGUGUACGGAAGCCUUCCUAAUGCUUCGACAUCUCUUGCGUCGAAUGGGUCGCCACCUCGAGUGGACUUCGUGCAAAGGUUGGACAGAUACAGCGAGUGGACUUGGUGCCUGCCCAAGAGCGCAUGGCAGAAGAUCUGCAUGUGCAGAUCUCGCGCCAGAUCUUGACUCGCGAAGUGUACGAGGUCGCAAAAAAGCCAUGUACGUUGUUGUAUAUGUUAUAUAAGUAUGCAUAUAGAUAUCUAUAUAUGUUGCGUGUAUGUGCAUUUUGCUACGAACUGUUAGCGGCCACGAAGUGAACUUUUUUCAUCAUAUGUUCCCGAGCUUGUGUUUUGUUGAAUGACCAAAUAAAAAUAC
Molecule: messenger RNA, 2160 nt
Organism: Dermacentor albipictus
Lineage: Eukaryota; Metazoa; Arthropoda; Arachnida; Ixodida; Ixodidae
Source: RefSeq, a predicted model, not a curated record